Molecule: messenger RNA, 1814 nt
Organism: Armigeres subalbatus
Lineage: Eukaryota; Metazoa; Arthropoda; Insecta; Diptera; Culicidae
Gene: Rnf146
Product: E3 ubiquitin-protein ligase rnf146
Exons: 3
Coding region: 80-1312 (410 amino acids)
Biological process (GO): Wnt signaling pathway; ubiquitin-dependent protein catabolic process
Cellular component (GO): nucleus; cytoplasm
Molecular function (GO): poly-ADP-D-ribose binding; zinc ion binding; ubiquitin protein ligase activity
Source: RefSeq, a predicted model, not a curated record
UUAGCGCAGUGUAAUCAAUAAGUAAUUUGCGAACGGCCCCAAAUGAUUGUCAUAUUUUCAUCGCUUUUUCAUCGCACUGAUGUCUUCUGAAAUUUCUCUUAUUCUUAUUCCUCCUGCAAAACGAAACCCACCCAACGUAAUCAAUUUUUGUUUAUUGGGAAAAGCUGCGCAUUUUCCUCCCUUCCUUCAUUUUUCGGUGAUUGAAGCAGUGAAAAUACAUUUUUUUGUGAACAGCAGCCCGGAUCGGAUAAUGGCGGAGUCGCGAGAAAAUAGUGCCACUCCGAUCGCUUCCUCGUCUUCUGCUUUGGUGAACGCUGCUGAAAUUGCACCCCAAAGUAAUGAUGGCGACGAAAAUAAACAAUCUCAGGCCGAGGAGUUGGGCGAUAAAUCGGACGCCGAAAUUGUUAAAAUGGAGUGUCCCGUCUGCCUUCAAACGUGUAUCCAUCCUGCAAGGCUGCCCUGUGGUCAUGUUUUUUGUUUCCUGUGUGUCAAGGGCGUUGCUUUCAAAAACCGCCGGUGUGCGAUGUGCCGCCGUGAUAUUCCACCCAGCUAUCUAGAACAUCCACAAUUAGUCAACGGACUGCGAGAAGUAGAGAAGGCCGCCAAGGCCAACGAUGGUGCUGAAUAUCAAUGGUACUACGAAGGUCGCAAUGGCUGGUGGCAGUACGACGAACGCACCAGCCAGGAACUAGAGGAAUCCUUUCAGAAAAAGGAACGUUUUUGCAAAAUUUUGGUCGCUGGCUUUUUGUACAUCGUGGAUUUUGAGCACAAGUGCCAGAUUCGACAGAAUGAUCCGUCCAGAAUUCGACGGGUGAAGCGUGAUUUGGCGACAAUUCCCAAAAAAGGUGUCGCAGGUCUGAGGUUAGAAACCAAUGACUUGACUGCGGGAGCGACACCCAGUUCCAAUUCGGAUGGUUCAUUGAGCUCAGACGAUCUGCAAGCGGAAACGAAUCUACUGCAGAUGCACCGCAAUAUUGUGGUCGAAGAGGCGGAAGAGGAAGAACUGGAGGAGGUUGUUCGUCGCAUCAACAUGGAUGGGAGCUUCAGUAGUGAUACCAAUAAUAGCGCAAACGAUUCAUUCGGCGAUGGGGAUCCUAUACCGGGGAAUUCUGCCAGUGGAAAUGCACAGAAUGGCGAUACGGAAUUGACCGAAGCUAUUAACAAUUUGAAUGCGCUGUCGCUGCGAGAACAGCAACGCUCGAACGAGGUAGUAAGAGAACCUAUCACGAUUAGGCGGCGCAUUGUAACCGAUCUCCUCGCGUUGAGCGACAGCGAUGACGAUAACGAGGAUAACAAUCAUAUUAUCCUGUAGAUUUAGGCAGAAGUUUAAAAUUAGAAUUUGUAGCUGCGUAGAAAACCGUAGUGUCACAUUCAAGCAUUUCUAGGCACGGCUAUCCUUAAGCUCAAAUUUCGUCAUAUUUUCGUAUUAUUAAGAGCAUUUUUGUCAAGUUUACUCAAUGAUCGGAUUCCGUUACAUUAAUUUUUGUAUGUGCAAUAGAUUUUGUUCGAUAAAAGCUUUCGGAUAGUGCUGUUGCUGUUAUAUCCUCAAAAAUUACAUCACAAGUAGUAAUGAUCAAAGGAUUAUUUCUUCCAAUUGCCUACACUAUAAUUGUUUAUAUUCGAACUUCUAGUUUUUAAGCCUACGAUCAAUACAAAUAUACGCGAGGAACUGUGCUCUCACAUAAUUAUUUAAUUGAAUAGCUAUUUGUUUAAGUAUGUAUUCCUUUCUACACCGAAAUAAUCGCUGGACAUUUUUGUUAUUGAAACUUUUUAUAAUGAUUAAUAAAGUCAACAUUUUGUUGUAUACGAUUUUA